Dendroctonus ponderosae (mountain pine beetle) is the source of this 11829-nucleotide messenger RNA. RefSeq lists its product as uncharacterized. The transcript has 20 exons. Gene Ontology annotation, molecular function: serine-type endopeptidase activity. The record is from RefSeq and is a predicted model, not a curated record. Lineage: Eukaryota; Metazoa; Arthropoda; Insecta; Coleoptera; Curculionidae. Gene Ontology annotation, biological process: regulation of epidermal growth factor receptor signaling pathway; regulation of protein secretion. Bases 38 to 4771 code for a protein of 1577 amino acids. Gene Ontology annotation, cellular component: endoplasmic reticulum membrane.
AAUAAACUAUUAAAUAAAACAAUGAUAUUUGAAAAAUAUGUAUUGUUUCAGGUGCCCUGACGACGGGUCCCGGUCCACCGGUUGUUCGGGGAGCAGCUGCGUCGCCCCCGGAAGUGGCUGGACGCAGAACUGUCCUGCAACCCGCGUUGCUGGCGCUGCUGUUUUGCGCAGUGGCGGCGGUGCUGUCUCCGAACGUUAUCCGCUCGGGAAGGAUCGGCAGUCGUCGGUCGCGGCGACGACCGCUCAACACAAAGCACAGCCUCCUGGAUUUCAUCAGGAUAGGUUCCACUACAAUGAAAGAACGUCUUGUCCCACCCCGGCACCACUUGGAACUACCGGCAGGUUCACAACCCCUAACAGCAGCAACAGUGGGGACAGGUACACACAGGGUAGCUUGGACAGGUACCAUCCAAGCUCAACGCCAUACCCGCGGACCCCGACUCCGUCAUCGGAACGGUUCCACAUGCUGGACAAGAAGUACCACUUGGAGGCAGUGGAGACGUCGCCGCAAGUCCCAUGCUCGAUCGAUAGCUCUUUGUUCUUCAGAUAUACCCCGACUGAACGCCACAGGCGAAAUUCGAAGUCUGAUGUCUACAAGAUCAGAGAGAGAUCAGCUAGUUCGGAUAGGAAGGAGAGGCUGCAAAGAGAGCAUCUGCAAGGACGGGUACAGCAGUAUGAAACGAAUAGCCAAUAUGAAAGGCCAGCUACGCCAUCAAUUUUGGCUUGUCCGCCUGCUCCGGCUCCUUUUGGUGGGCCUUCGGCCACAUCAGAACCUCCGUCUCCUGCUCCAGCGUGCGAUCGUUUCGUGGCCCCGCCCCCUGCUGACGGAGAGCCAGAAACGACCGACUGUUAUGCGCACGGGGCGUUUCCAAGUCCAGUUGCGCCGGCUACGCAGGAACGAUUUGCACCUCCACCGCUACCUGCGCCCUCACCCACAGAGGAUAGACCAAGCAACAAGCAAAGAUAUCAUCAAGAGAAGUACCACUAUCAGUCGCCAAAUCAAUCGUCGGAUAGGUUCUAUCAGUAUACCUCAAAACAGGACAGGUAUCAUAUAUCUGGCGGGGCCAGUCCUACGCCCUCGGGAGGCUACUACCAGACGGUGAAUAAUGGGGAGCAGAGGUUUAGUGAGGGGCAGCGAUACAUACCUCCGCACGCGCAUAUGCCGGUUGAAAGGUAUGUACCACAGCCACAACCACAAGAGCCUUUCUACAACUCGUAUCAGUCAUCGUACGAGCGUUAUCCCAAACAAUUUAAUGCUUCCGACCCCUACACGAGACGAGACCUUAACUAUUACAGGCUGCCCAUGCAUUAUUUACAAAACCAGUUCCAGAAGAGUCGGUAUUCGAAUCAUGGCACACCUUCAAGACUUAAGUGUUGUCAAUUCGAAACUGUAUCAUCUGGAGGAGCUCGAUCGAGCCCUGGCUCCAGUUCCAGUGCAAGUUCAGUGACAAGCGCGGGUCACACUUCCAGCCUGCAAGACAUUCAGUGCCAAAACCUUCAAACGACUGGAGGACAUUAUCAACAGGAAAAGGGAACUCAAUGUCCCAUUACUCCUCCAAUUACAUCAGCUUCGCGUGUCGCGGCAAGUUUAGUGUCUUGUCGACAUGGCAACUGCGAAGGGACAGUGGAGUACGUGGGAGCCAGUGGGGGACGUCGCAUUUGUGCCACACCACCACCCCGGCCCCAAGAUCGGUGCGAGGGUUGUAUCCAGGCGGCAGCCCAAGCUGCAGCUGCUGCUGCUGCAGCUGCCCAGCAAGCAAAGAGUGGACGGCAACAUCAACAACAAGCACAGCAAUGGCGAUCCUCCACACCGAGCAACCCACUUCCAGCCUAUCAAAGCCCAAUGCAACCAAACCAUCCGCUGGUUGCAGAUCAGCCCCCAAGCGCUGCCCAGUUGACUCCACGUCAUGUGCAAACCAAUCGCAGCUUAACACCGACUAAUCAACGAUCUCUAACCCCAACCGCUGGACUUUCGAGCUCGGGCACCGAACAAUCCGGACUCAGUUCGAGUUCAAUGAGCGAUGAUCGACGAGAAAGCACACCUCCAAGGCUCCGACAAAGUGCUGCUUCCAGCGUCCAGAAUAUCCAAAAUGUUGGUCAGUCCCAUCCGGGCACUCCGUCCAACUUCCAAGCCUCAGCUCAUGGCAGUUUGCUCACUGCUGCCAAUAUACCAGUGAUGCAGAAUACACUGCAGCAUACAGCAUCAGCUAGUCAAAUGAAUCAGGUUGGGGUGCAGCUCGUACCAGCUGCUUCAAACAGAGCAGCCAUUUCCGUGCAAAGAGCCGCUUCUAUGCCGGCUACACCAGCAGAUCCAGGUAUUCGGGGUGGGCCAAGUGGUGUCGGUCAAGCGGAAGGAACAGAUAGAGUUGGAGGUGCUAGGAAGGUUAAUUAUAGCCAGAGCGAACGAGUUCCUAACCGGCCUGUAUUAAAUCGAUCAGUGAGUAGAAAAGAAAUUAUUAAGAACUACAUAAAGAAAGAGACUGCUAACUUUUUCGGCGUCGAUGAGGAAAACGAAGAUGAUGAACAAAAGAGAUGGUUCGACAGGCGAAAACGGAUGGCAUUUAGAGCUAUGGGUCCAUUAAAAGAAGAAUAUUACACUGUUCAAAGACCAUCUCAUUCGCAAUUAGCAACUGGCUUAAGACAUCGGAGGGCGGCAUCUGAAGCCGUUCCACCCGUUGGAGACUUUAAUCGUCUUCAGAUGGGCGGAGGUCGACCAGACGUCUUACCUGGCGAAGAAGGCGAUGAACCAGACGUAGCCGAACCUGCCGAGCCUGGCGUGAUUGGGCUACAAAGAAAAGACUCCGUGGCUAGAAUGACAUGGAAUGGCCUGAACUACGUUGUUACGACACUGACGAGACAUCGGCCAAGGCCUCGUUCGCAACAAAGCUCUUUAUCCAGAAGCUUUCCACCGGAUGUUCCUCAAACACCGCCACAUGACGUGAUGCCGUCUCCAGAAGAAGAGUUGGAGUCAUUUUUUGUUAAACCUGACGCACACGAGAGAGUACGGCAGUUGGAUCAGGACACUGUGGACCGCACUGAGAGGGUAAACUUUGCAGAGCCGCCAUAUAGAAAUAGAGAGAGAUACGCGGCAACGGCCAGUGGAUGGCGAAGAGAUCAAGAUGAAGUGGUUCUGAGACAUCCCGAGCAUCGAGCCAACAUUGGCUUAUCUCGAAUCUCUUCUACCACCCUGCAUAGUAUCAGGGAUAAUUCGGAUAGGCGCCAAUAUGGUAUGGGUUGGGUUGGAAGGUUGUUUGGGCGCGUGUACAGGAAAUCUGUAGUAUCGCAUCCAGUAAUUCAAGAACAAUUAGAACACAUGGAUGAUCAUAGGCCAUAUUUCACUUAUUGGAUUACAAUAGUUCAAAUUCUAGUAUUACUGAUUUCAAUAUUUUGCUACGGUAUCGGACCUUUUGGCUUUGACCUUAAGGCCAGAUCCGGGCAGGUGUUGGUAACGAGUUUAAGUUUGCAGCAAGUUGACUACUUGGAACCUGCUAAUUUCUGGAUAGGGCCUAGAGCUGCGGAUCUCAUUCAUCUAGGAGCCAAGUUUGCACCGUGCAUGCGAGUAGACGACAAAAUCACGCAGCAGAUAGAAAAAACUCGGAAAAAAGAGAAGGAAACUGCGUGUUGUAUCAGAAAUGAUGAUUCCGGUUGCGUGCAGUCGUCUCAAGCAGACUGUUCGGUCAGAGGAUUGCGACCAACAGUAAGUUACUUGGACGAUAAAGCGAUAUCGACUUGGAUCAAAUGGACGUCGGUGGCCACUGGACCUGGGGGCCGCAUUUCUGGCUCAGUAUGUGGUUUAGAUCCCAAGUAUUGUGAUGCUCCUGCUAGUGUCCACCCGUUCGAGUGGCCGGACGACAUAACAAAGUGGCCGAUUUGCCGCAAAACCAACACGCAAAUUUCGAAUGCAGUAGCAAAUCGGCGAGAUAAAAGCGCCCCUCGUGAUAAACUUGCCGAGCAUAUGGUUUGUGAGGUGAUCGGGCAUCCUUGCUGUAUUGGUAUACAUGGGGAAUGCCGGAUUACCACCAAAGAGUACUGCGACUUUGUUCGCGGCACUUUCCAUGAAGAAGCUUCAUUGUGUUCACAGGUAUCCUGUUUGAACGAUGUAUGCGGAAUGAUACCAUUUUUCUUCCCGGAUAUGCCAGAUCAAUUCUAUCGACUCUGGACUUCGCUCUUUUUACAUGCCGGUAUCGUACAACUGAUCAUCACAGUGCUACUCCAAUAUCAUAUGAUGCGAGGACUGGAAAAAUUCACGGGAUCAUUAAGGAUAGGGAUCAUUUACAUUGGGUCUGGAGUAGCUGGAAAUUUGGGGAGUGCCAUUUUUGUACCGUAUCGCGCCGAUGUUGGACCUGCCGGCUCGCAGUUUGGCCUCCUCGCCUGUCUCAUCGUAGAACUCCUAAACGCCUGGCCGAUGCUCAAACGCCCCAAGAGGGCACUUGCAAAAAUGAUCGGAACUACCAUAGUGCUGUUCAUCGUUGGUUUGCUGCCCUGGGUAGACAACUACGCCCAUCUGUUCGGAUUUGUGUUUGGCUUUUUACUGAGUUAUGCGCUACUUCCUUUCCUAUCAUUCGGGGACUACGAUCGCCAUAAAAAGGUACUGCUCAUAUGGGUGUGCCUUUUAACGGCCCUCCUGUUAUUUGUGAUCUUGCUGCUGCUAUUCUAUAUCAUUCCCGUGUAUGACUGCAAGGUAUGUUCGUACUUCAAUUGCUUUCCUUUCACCUCAGACUUUUGUGCGAGUCAGAAUAUUAACUUCAAAAGGGAAGAGCCCAUAGUAUGACACACGGGAUUACGGUGUGUUGUCUUAGUGGAUGGCGUGAAUUUCCACGUUCGUUCGAUGGACUCGUUGUUUUUAUAACUUUUGCUUCUGGAAGCAUUAGAUAUGUUUCCAGGGCAUCAUUUCUGCUGCUGAGAAAUAACGAAUAAUAAUUUCAAGUUUCCCAAAUCAUUCAUAACAUUGACUGGUAGACUUAUGUUGGUCAUUACGUGAUCUACCGGUUUUUCAAGCAUAUACUCGUUUUUAUGUAUUUUACUAUUUUAUAUCUCGUGGUUUGUGACGUGUGAUUUGUGAAAAAAAACUAGUGACGUUUUGCUGUUUAUUCAUGUUUAAUGGAAAUUUUGUUACUGGCCUAAGUACUAAUAUAGAACAUAUUUUGUUAUCGUUAUGUGAUUGUAAGUUUACAUUCCGAAUUUGAUUUGCUCAAACUGAUUCUAGUGUUUGUUAAGUUUAUAUUUAGGCAUAUGAAAUUCCGUUUAAACUCGACUGAGCUGCAUUUAAGUAUAUAUUGCACACAGAAAUUAACUGGUUGGUUUCCCUAGAUCUAUAGUAUUGCUUCUUACAACAUGGGACAAAACUUUUUACAAUCCCCAACAUAAACUUGGUAUUUUCAAUGUCUUUCUUCAGUUGCAAGUGAAUGUGCGGUUAGCCCUAUUACAUAAACAAUUAAGUAUCUAAUCAUUGAGUCACAACCAAGUAUUUAACAUUCGUCGAUUAUUUGGCUACUUUUUUAAGGCUUUUGACCUAAUCUGCCUUUGGCAUGCGGAAUAUAGUAAAUUAAAUUUUACACGAACUGUAUAAUUUGCAUCAACCUAUUUCUACAGCUCAAAUGGAGAAACCAUUGUAUAUGAUCUCUUCCGCAUGAAGGCACAAAUUGGAUCAUAAAACCGUAAUACCAGUUGGCAACAUUCCAGUCGCACGAUAGCGACUUGGUUUCAAAUACCUUUCGGACUGAAUAAUACAAUUUCCUGAAUAUUUGAAUAAUCCUGAGUAUGUAAAUACUAAUAUGUGGUUUUUAAGGAAGACAUUAAAUAGGGCUGUACAGGGUGACACAAAAGUUCGGAGACGACUUGUUUUAAUCCUAACUUUUAUUAAACAUAAAAAUUCAACUAAAUUAUACAUAUUCCAAAGCCAAAAAAAUUCUCUACAAAAUCCAUAAACAACAAUUCGAAAUGGCCUCCUUCAGCCGACACACCGGCUUGCAGACAUUUUUGACGCUGGCCGCAAGUGUUUUUUCUGAGAUUUCGUCCCACGCCGUUUGGAGACAACAACUAAAUUGCGACAAACUUGCGAAGUCCAUCGGAUUCAGGUCGGGCGAGUUGGACGGCCAGAAAGUCUUAUCACAGGCGACGAUUUUGUUGAUUUUGCAAUAAUCCAAGGGUGACCUCGCAGAAUGAGCCGGCGCCCAAUCCUGUCUAGCGCCGAUUUUUGAAGUGUCGGCUCCAGGGAAUCACACACAAUCAUUCAAAAUGAGCUCUUGGUAGACUUGGGAGUUGAUCUUGACACCCCGGUCGACAAACACCAGCGGUGUCUUCCCGUUUUUCGAAAUUUUCCGCCCACACCUUGACCGAUUUCGGAAAGUGGCGUCGCUGAACUCGGGCAUUUUUUCUAAAAAUGCAUUGUUAGCCUGAAGGAGCAGAAAAUUCUAAAAAAUUCCAAAUGAGUUCCGAAGAACGGGGGUCGUUGCGUUGGUCGGUCUUCCGCUUCGAGGCCUGUCGGCCCCGUUGUGUUCAACUCCUCGUACCGUUUAAUGGUUCUGUAGAUCGUGCUGCUUGAAAUACGGAGGAGUUUUGUGAUGUCAGCCGGCGACUUUCCCGAUUCGAACAAUUUUACGACGGCAACACGGUUUGUUUCACGACUCAUAGCGAAAAACGAAAAAAACAAUUUAAUAUGGUAAGCAAACGUAACUUAACGUAGAGAAUUUAACGGGCUACACCAUAACCUCCACGUCAAAAACACCAUUGACAUUUAAAUUUUCGAAAUUUUUCUCCGAACUUUUGGGUCAACCUGUAUAUGCGGGCAAGGAAAUUAAGCAAACUAUAAUCUAGAGAAAUUCAACUAAACAGAACAGUAAACCAAAAAAGUUGCUUUCCAUUUGUAUUUCCCUGCUAAACUCGGUAAUACUUUUAGCAUGGUCCAAACAUCACCGAUAUAUAACUAUUUACUAUAAAAAUAUCAGCACGCAUUUCGAUUCAUACUGUUCUUAAACAUUCCCCGAAGUCGCGCAAAACAAUUUUAACUGGUCGUGUUCUUUUGCAAACUAUUGAUAAGCUCAUUACAAACGCAGGUUAGCCAUUAUGAACAUUUAAUUUGUUAAUUAGCUAGAGGAUAAUCUAGUGUGUGUAAGCAACCAAAAAAAAUGGAGAUUGGUGACAAGGACAGAAAAAAUUGUGAACCCUUUCAAAGUACAGUGAGGAAUUAUCUGUGCUGUACCGUAUAUUAUAAAUUUAAUAACAAGAACUUUAUAAAAAUUAUGUGAUAAUUAUACGGAUUUUGCAACUGCAGAUAUACCCUUCCAUGGGUAUGUAUUAGCGAUUUUUAUUUGUAAGGGUUAAAUGUAGUUGAUGAAACUGCUUUAGAACAAUCUACUCCUUUUAGAAUACGUUUAAACAUUUCUCUGGAUAUCAAAAACGCGGAUUUUAUUGAAUAUUGUGUUAGAGAACAGUUUCAUCGAACUCGUUCAUAUUUAUUUGCAACGAACUACUUCAAGUAAUUAUUUGCCAAGAAGUACAGUGAACUGCUUACUUUCAAAGAUGUAAAUUAUCUAAAAGUUACCGUUCUUAGCUUUAAAUCCCUAUUGUCGUAUGGACUGUCCUAUUUUCAUAUACUCUUUGCACUCGUGGGUGUUUAAAGCGGCUAACAUUAAAAUAAUGACACUUUGAUUAAUUGAAAAAAAUGCCCCAAAAUAAUUGUUUUAACUCAGUAAUUUAAAGUGAAUAAUAUAAUAUUUCAGAGUGUUCUAAAGGACGUCACUUGUUUAUAUAUCGCUGUUAAUUUCAAAUUGUGUUUUUUAAUGCUUAGCGUUGAUUCGUGCAUGAGUAGCUAUGACGAGAAUAUAAUGGAAAAGUAAUAUAGGUAUAUUAAAGAACAUUAAAAAUGUAAUUUCAACGGUCAAGCUUCAAGGAAAACUAGACUUUUGAUUGCUGUAAAUGAUCAUAUCAAAAUAGGGCAGACCAAAAAAAAUCAUGUAUGUAUUGUACGUCAUUUUCGAAGGUCUUAUUUAUAUAUACUACAAAACUUGGGAUUAUUGAAAUAAAAACUAAAAAUAUUUUCAAUAUUAUAGACAAUGUAUCAUAAGUAGAACAUACUUAAGGCAUGAAUGACGUAUUUAAAAGUGUGUAUAUAUAAUAUUGCUAAGUAAAAUGAGGUACCUUCUUUAAUUCUAGGAAUUUGUACUUAAUUUUUGAAUCACAAGACCCUGUUCAUGAAAUGUGCGUACAUUUUAGAAUAUCCAACGGUGACAACGCGCAAUGUAAUUUACACAAUAGCAUUGUUUCCAUUUCAAUUGAAAACGGUUUAUAACUAAUACAGCUUUCUCCAUAUUACAAUUGAAGAUUACUUAUUUAUUUAGUUGAAGAACUCCUAGAAAUUCGUGGAUAUUCUUAAUGUAAGCAAGGUAAAUACGACUACUAAGAUAACUUUUGAAUGUAAAGUUGAUAAACCCUUUAGGUGCGAUACUCGACCAUUUUGUUUUAUUUUGUAAUACUCCAAUUAAAAACUGAAACCCUGACUUAUAUUGAAGAAUGAUUGUUUCUUUUCGGCCCCAUACUAAUUUUCAUACUUUCUAUCAUAAAUCAUCCGCCAAACCAAAACCUAAUAGAUGAAAGUUAUAGAAAUAGCAGAACCUGCAUUCUGCAGUCAGUAAUAAAGUCUCCAUAAAUCAGUUAUUUUUCAAAAUGUUUUCUUAGUUUGCAAUUUUACUUCAGUUUAAUUAGCAAAAUCAUAAAAGUAAAUGUUGUUAGGCUCCUUAAAAAUAAUAAAAUUAACUGUAAAGCCGUUUGAAGCACUUUAUUUGAACAAUAAAAUAUAAAAUGAUAUUUUGAACGAGAGACUAUGUAUACAAAAAGUCUCCAUACACUAACAUUGCUUUCUUAAAAAUAGUUAUCUUAAAGUAUAAUAUUUUGUAAAGUUUUCAUUGGCUAUAAUAAUGGCAACAAGCCUUUCCGGAAGACAAUACAAUUUUUCUUGCAACUUCUGGUGGAAUGCUUUCCCGUUCUUGUCUAUCCUAUUUUUCUCUUCUUAUUUUUCCUUAUUUCUAUCUUGGUGUUUUCUCACCCGACGCUUUAACUCUUCCCACUGGUAUUCUUUUGGUUAAUGCCCAGUGAUUGCGGUGGUGUAUGAAGUUGUUGGCGGAUAUGCCAUUAUAUAUCAUCCAUUCACGUACAAGCCUAGCAGUGUGCUUACGAUCGUUAUCUUGUUGGACUAAAUCACGCCCGACGAGAGCAGUUUUUGAACACUUGCUUGCAAAUUAUUCCUUAAGAUAUUGUAGCAUGUUACAUAAUACAAUGAAAAUUAAAUUGCCUGUUCCAUUGGCUGACAUGCAGCCCCACAAUAAAACAUUACCUCCUCCGUGCUUCAUAGUAGGGCAAAUAUUUUCACUUUUUUCUGCUGCAUUUUUUCCUCCAUACUUUAUUCCGGCCAUCUGACCCAAAAAGGUUAAUGUUUCAUCACUAAAAAUAACACUUUCCCAAAACUGAUUGGCUUUGUUAACAUGUUGCCGCGCAAAUUCGAGUCGUUUUUUUCUCUUUUUUUCUGAAACUAAUGAAACUCUAAAUUUUCUUCUUGCAACGCGGCCGUUGUAACACGCUCGUUUCUUAUUGAUUGAGGGGUAACACUUUUUGGAGCACUUAUUUUAGAAUUACGUCUAAUUUUUCUCAUAACACUGGACUCUUCCCGUGCAGUUAACUUCCUGUGACGACCAGAGCGAGGCCGCACUUUAUAUGAACCGGUAUAUUUGUACUGGUUUACGACGUACUGUACAGUGAAAUAUGAAUUUCCAAUUAUUUUGCCAAUAUAUCUAAAAUAUUCUUUCUUCCUCCACAAAUCACCACAGAAAUAGUAAUUUUGCAAUGCUGAGCACUCAUUUUUGAUCUACUACAAAAACACAGACUUAAAUGUGACGUUUGUAAACAAAUAUGAUUAAUUUGUUUGAGGCGAUACUUAACAAGCCAACUUGAUAAACUGUGCUAAGAAUUACUGAUGCGUCGCUCGGUAAUUGAUGCUGAAUAGCCCUUUUUUAAGUGUCUGGAGACUAUUUAUAUAAUGUCUCGAUCCUAAUAUCAAUGUAUCUACAACUGUUAUAUAAUGACUAUAAUUUGGCACUCUUUCAAAUGUCAUAAUGCUGUUUAGUACCGCACUAGUAGGUAAUAAAUCUGUCGAUCAUUGUCAAAGUUGUAUCUUAAAAUUGUACAUUUUAAAAUAAGUUCAAGCGAUGAUCCUUCUGAUAUUGAGAACGAAGCUUUUAAUGUUGUUUCGCAUCUUGUGCCAGAUAAAUUACGGAAGAAAUAAAUACCAAGAAGCUUUGGUCGGUACCCGAAAUGGUACAGUGAACAAAAAAUACACCCAUAAAAAACAUCGAAAACCAAAUGGACGAAGGUUUAUCUGUUUUGCUUACUUUGUUAACAUAUACUAUUAAAAAAAUUCUCGCUUGUUAAGUUUAGUAUCUUUCUUUUACUGCACGAUUUCUGGUACCGAUCAAAAACUUCUUGGUAUUUCUUCCGUGGUUUCCCUGGCACAAGAUCCGAAACAAUAUUAAAAGCUUCACUCUUAAAAUCGCAUGGCAGAUCAUCGCUUGAAUUCAUUAGCAAAUGUGUAAUUUUCCUAGGUUCUGUAUUCAAUUUUAUAACUAAUUAUUUUUAAUCAAAAAUAAUUAAAAUAAUAAUCGUUAUAGUUGUAAAGAAAAUAUAGUACGUAAUACGUAGGAUAUUAUAUUAUUAACCGCACUUACUGCGAUUACACGACUUGCCCUACAGCCUCGUCGUCAAAUCUUCACAUGCUUGCGUUAAUAAUAUUCAUAUCCUACUGGUUACGUAAAUAACUAUUAUUUUUAUUGUUGAAAUAAGGUGUUUCAAGUGACUUUACCUUCAAUAAAGACAAUAAUUUCCUCGGCAAAGUGCGGGUUUUGCGAUCGCUAAUUUCAGGCUAAACCCAGCUGAUGAAAGCUAAUAGGCUCGAAACCGGCCCUGGGGGUUGCCUGAAGUUAGCGAGCCUCAAAAAUUGCGAAAUCUUAUUUAUCUUCAAUUUUACUACUUGUAAGCAAAGUGCCGAUAUUUACAUGAAAUGUUUUUCUAAUUAAAUCGAAACAAAAUAGCAAACUAAGAAGGAAUACAAAAAAUUACUGAUGUAUGAAGACUUUUUUACAGACUGUACAUUCGAUUAAAGUAAAUUCAAUAUGAAAAAUUUCAAACUUGCUUCCGUAGUCCAGACCUGAAUUAACUGGUAUACUUUAUUACUAUGAUCCGUUUCAAGUAUUAGAAACAAUGUAACAUAAUUUUUUAUAAGAAUUUUAGACUAAUAUAUUGUAACAUUGUGAAUCAUAUAAACGACCCUAUAGUAGAGUUUCCUUUUGCAGAUCAUGUCAAUACUAUUGUUUUGAACGUUUACUGAUUGUCGCAGUAUUAUAUUUCUUUGUAAACGCAUCAACAUUUGGCAUUUUCCUUUUUGUAUAAAUUAUAACGUUAUUAUGAGAUUCAGAGUUUUCAGGUUUCAAGAUACUGUUGCUUUGGAGGCUUUACUUGGACUGUUUGUUAAAAAAACAGCUGUGCGUGCGUUUAAAACAGUUAAGUACGCAUAUAAAUUUAACUUUUCAUCAAAAAGGGAAGUUAAAUAUAGUGCGUAUUGAAAUAAUUUAAACGUUUUUUGGUGAUAAUGUGAAAAACCUCUUAUUUUAAUAAUAAUCUAAAUUACAUGACUGAUCUCUUUUGUUGAGAUUUGAAAGAAAUUCGCGCAUCGUCGAGAACCCUUGUACAGUUCCCCUUUGUAAUUAUCAGGUGUUUACACUAUUAAGACCAAAGCCUUACGAUUAAUAUUAUAUAAUAAAUAAAUUCUGCACAUAUUACAUC